Molecule: messenger RNA, 3850 nt
Organism: Oncorhynchus keta (chum salmon)
Lineage: Eukaryota; Metazoa; Chordata; Actinopteri; Salmoniformes; Salmonidae
Product: protein mono-ADP-ribosyltransferase PARP12-like
Exons: 12
Coding region: 178-3522 (1114 amino acids)
Molecular function (GO): metal ion binding; NAD+ poly-ADP-ribosyltransferase activity
Source: RefSeq, a predicted model, not a curated record
CUUUGCUAGACAAAGUCGUCAUGACAUCGCCCAGUGUGAUCGGGGAUUUCUACUGGAGGGGCAAUUUUAGCCUUUUAUCUUUAUAUUUUAUCUUCAUACUGUACUGUCUUUGAUGUAGUGGUAUCCUGUGGUUCGCUGUCCUAAACCAGGAAAAACAGUCGCGUAAGUCAUUGUGAGAUGGCUCAACAAUUGUUAUUAAAAGUAAUUUGCAAUCAUCAGGGAACAUUGAACUAUGCAGAUCUGGCAGAUAUUGGGUGUGGGGCAGAUAUGAUCUGCGCUCUUGAUAAACUUGUUGAAAACGAUUUAUGUUCUAUAGCAGUGUGUAAUGGAAAUGAACGCAUUUUUGCGAAAACGAAAGUUAGGCGCUGCAAGGCUCAGCAAUGUGAUGGCUGCAAUGAUUUACAUCUAUGUAAAUUGUAUCUAUUUGGGGACUGCAAGAAUAGUAUCGGAAGACGGACAUGCCGCUUUGGCCAUGACCUUCACUCCGAACACAACUCCAUAGUUUUGAGAGAGCAUAAACUUGAGACGCUGAGUAGACAGGAACUCAGGCAGCUAUUAUUACAGAAUGACAACUCCCUCCUUCCACCGGUGUGCAACUCUUAUAACAAAGGCACUAUGCCAUAUGGCAACUGCCCAGAUCAGGAGGGGUGCAGGAGACUUCACGUGUGUGACAGGUACAUCAGAGGAACCUGUUCCUCGGGAGCCGACUGCAACAGGUGUCAUGACUUCUUUGAGCCCCACCCACUGAGGACCCUGCAGCAGAGGGGGGUGCCAAACGAUCUAAUGGUGUCCAUGUUGUCCACCUACCGAAACAUUCAGGCCAUGAAAAGUGAAGGUGCCGGCAGUGCUGCUUCUAUCAACAGGCCCCAGAGCUGUCCUCAGAGAAACACAGUGAGGAAUGAGAUCUGCCUGUUCUUUGUCAAGGGGGACUGCAAACAAGGAGAGAAAUGCUCGAGAGUCCACUUCAAAAUGCCCUACAAGUGGGAAGUGAAUGGUGGACAGACUUGGUCAGCUCUGCCAGAAAACGAAGCAAUCGAGAGAGACUUCUGUGACCCUUCUAAGAUACACAGUGAGGGAGCUGAGCGUGUGCGUUUCGACUCCAUGAGCCGCGGGUUAUGGGAUGUUCGUCGUCUCUCCACAGUUUCCUCUGUGACCCAGCCCACAUACGUACUCACCACAGAGUGGGUGUGGUUCUGGGAGGACGAGUACGGCAAAUGGAUCCAGUACGCAUCCAUCAAAGAGAUGCACAGAUUGUCAUCCAUCACCAGUGAAGACCUUGAGAAAAGGUUCCAGGAGGAUCAAAGUGCUGUGGUGAAGUUCACUGCAGGCCAGCAGUUUUAUGAGCUGAGUUUCAGAGACAUGACUCAAUUUAACGAAAGAUUUGGUACUACAAGGAUGGUCAGACGACGUCCAGUCUUUGUUUCAACUGUGGACGCACAAGCUGCAAGAAGCAGGAGAAAUAGAGCACGCAACCCCUCUCAGAAUUUCAGAGCUGUUCCUGGAUCUUGGGACAAGUCUGCGAUACCUGACAUUGGAUACAAGACAGUCACUCUUCUGAGUUCUGACAGGGACUAUCAGAAGGUCCAGAGACUUUUCAAUAACACCAUGAGGGGCUUCCAAAUCACCAGCAUCGAGAGGGUCCAAAACAGGGACCUCUGGGAAGUCUUCCAGUGGAAAAGAGAUUUGAUGAAGAAAAACAAUGGGGGUAGAAACAGCAAGGAGCUACAUCUGUUCCACGGAACGGACCCAAAACACGUAGACGCCAUUUGCAGAGAUAACUUCGACUGGAGGCUGUGUGGAACCAAUGGAACUGUGUAUGGCGAAGGGAGUUACUUUGCCAGGGAUGCCAAGUACUCACACAGCUUCACCAGCCACUCAGGAGUGAGGUCCAUGUUUGCUUGUCAGGUGCUUGUUGGUGACUACACACGGGGUAAUUCGGCGCUCCGUCGUCCCCCUCCAAAAGGCGAGGGAAGCCCCACUCUCUAUGACAGCUGUGUGGACAAUGUCCUGAACCCAUCCAUAUAUGUGGUGUUUGAAAAGCACCAGGUGUACCCCGAGUUCCUCAUCAAAUAUGAUGAUGGCGUCAUGCACUGGACCUCUUCGGCUCCAGCUCCACUCAAAACUGUCUCUAUCCAAUCCACUUCCUUAACCCCAAAAUCCAACCGGAUUCAAGCCACAGCUGCUGCUACCACAUUGAAGAGAGUUCCAUCCACUUUGAGUCCAUCUAAAACUGCAGCCACAACUUCUUCUAAUCCAACCUGUUCUCUUCCCGCCUCGCGGUUUGUCCCAAAAUCUGACCAAACCCCAUUAACAUCUCCAGUCCUCUUAAAGCCAGCCCUAAGUUCUCAAUUGGUGGAUACCACCCUAGGCCCAGAUUUCACUCUCUCAUUUGCAAACCUCACUCACACACUCACUACCACAGCCAGUACCCCCUUUCGUACGCUCACUACCCCAGCCAGUAUCCCCUCUCACACACUCACUACCCCAGCCAGCACCCCCUCUCAUACUCUCACUACCCCAGCCAAUACCCCCUCUCGUACGCUCACAAACCCAGCCAGUACCCCCUCUCACACACUCACUACCCCAGCCAGUACACCCUCUUAUACGCUCACUACCCCAGCCAGUAUCCCCUCUCCUACACUCACUACCCCAGCCAGCACCCCCUCUUAUACAUUCACUACCCCAGCCAGUAUCCCCUCUCCUACACUCACUACCCCAGCCAGUACCCCCUCUUAUACAUUCACUACCCCAGCCAGUAUCCCCUCUCCUACACUCACUACCCCAGCCAGCACCCCCUCUUAUACAUUCACUACCCCAGCCAGUAUCCCCUCUCCUACACUCACUACCCCAGCCAGCACCCCCUCUUAUACAUUCACUACCCCAGCCAGUAUCCCCUCUCCUACACUCACUACCCCAGCCAGCACCGCCUCCUGUACAUUCACUACCCCAGCCAGUAUCCCCUCUCCUACACUCACUACCCCAGCCAGUACCCCCUCUUAUACAUUCACUACUCCAGCCAGUACCCCCUCUCCUACACUCACGACCCCAGCCAGCACAGCCUCUCGUAGACUGGCUCUCCAACCCCCCACCCCUUCUCAUACACUCACUCUCUCAGCCAGCACCCUGUCUCCUGCACUUUCCCCUUUAACUGGCCCCCUAUCUCUGGCUCACACCCGCUCAACAACCACUACUCACACACUCCCUGCCAGCAGUACCUCUCACUCACUAUCCCCUUCAUCCUCAUUGAGCACACCUUAUCACACACUUUCUCACUCAUCAUACUCCCCAACUUACACACAAACUCUCUCACACACUUCCCCCUCCACGUCAAGCAAUUCUCCAAGCACACUCUCCCCCUCAGCAAGCAACCUAUCUCGGGUGUUCUCUCCCUCGACGGGUGCCUUCUAUCGUCCACUAUCUACCACAACAAGCACUACUAGAUCUCCUCCUGAGUCACUGUACAGUGUUCCAACAGCUCAAAGGAGGGACACCAAAGAAACAAACAAAUGCCUUCUGCAAUAAUUUGCCUUUGUCAGGAUGGAGCAGUAAGUAGAAUGUUUUGAUGGCAAACAUUUAAAAAAGAAAAGAAAAUUAGAAAUAAAAUGUAUUAAAAUGAUGAAUGAUCACUUUAUUUGCGUAUCAAAAAUGUAGUAUAGAUGUGUAUCUUUACCUGUAAGGGCGAAAUAACAGUAAAGCUGUUAACAACAAACCAGACAUUUGUAAUUUUGCACAUAUGAAUUUGGUGAGCAUGUUUCCUUUACACAGGUCUGCUGACACAGUCCAUACAUCUUGUAAAUGAAACCAGUUUGAUGUCUGUGUUUUAAACUGAAUAAACUCAGAAAAACAUUGA